Messenger RNA from Porites lobata, 6330 nucleotides. NCBI's taxonomy places the organism in Eukaryota, Metazoa, Cnidaria, Anthozoa, Scleractinia, Poritidae. The record is from the annotation of a GenBank genome assembly.
AUGGCGAAAAUGUUAGACAAAGUGCCAUCAAGGCUUAAACAGGCACUGGCAUUCUUCAUUAAAUUUCCCUUUUUAUUCAGCAGAGUAACUUUUCAUUUCUCAGAGAUAUUUCUCCCAAAACCGUGAAAUUGGGAGGCUUGUCUGUAGGCCAUGAGAAAAGUUUAAAAAUCUUGAGACUCAUGGCAGAAUCAUGAGCGUUGGCAGGUCUCUACCACUACUUAAAAAUAAAACAGGGGAUGGGAAAAAAGAUAAAUGUUGCUUACCAUUUAAGGGAAAAAUCUGGUUGGGAUGAAGAUUUAGGAAGUAACUGCUCAAUCUUCUGAACAAAUAUUAUUAAUAUAGUCUAAAACAACGUAAGUAUGAGCCAUACAUAAAAAGUCCCUCAACCCAUCUAUAAAUUGCCGCACAGAUUUUUUAAAGAAAAAAUGGUCGCGAUUAAAUCACUGGCCCUUUAUUAGUAUAGGGUACAUAUGUUUGAAUCCUAGGCUGUUAUACUGUGAACUGUUUUUGUUUGUCCAAGUAAUUGCUAAAUGUCAACAAAGUGGAUUUAGAAGAAACUCUAGAUGACCGUACCAGUUUCCUAUUGUGUCUUAGCCCACCGAAUUAGUUUUCUUAGUCUUUAUUAAACGCUAAAUCUUAAUAAACUAAUUUCAUGUCUUUCAGCCCAAAAAACAAGCCACGAAGGGACAGAAACAAAUCCUGGAAGAAAAUAAUUCAACAUUGGAUUUCUAUGCCAAGGUUAUGAUAAGUGUUGAGGUGAGCAAGGCAUCUUGGGAGUUAAAAAUAUCAAAAUCUUCCCAUUAAUAUAAAAAUGAUCUGUCUCCUUCUAAUAAGAGACCUUACAAUCUGACAAUGGUGACAUCAUUGAAAAUGUUACAGAAAAAUAGACUUUGCAUCCUUUCAAACUCUUUUGCGAGUCUCCCAGUUACUUAAAAGAAGGGAAAUUAGGUUGGAAAUGAGGGUAGGGGACCACAUCCAAGUUUAGAUAGAGAUAGUAAAAUUUAUUGCCUUGCCAUCCUUAAAUGAACUUAAAAUUUGGUCAUUUCACAAUGAGUUGUGCAGAGACAGCAGGAGAUUUACAAAAAUGCUUGAUGCACGUGCAGUCAAGUUGUUGUUUUGCUUAUAAUUUAAACCUAUUGCUUUUUUGAUGUUCCUGUUGCCAUGGUUGUGUUAGUUUCCUGAGGUUCCCAUUUUGAUGCUACUACAGCUGAUGCUUUGUUAUUUUUACAUUAUAGGUGACAUAUAUCAUCUUCAGAUUUACAUUUUUUAAUUUCAACUCCAGUUGGUUCUCAUGGGUAAGUCUAUAUCUUGCAGUUGCCAGUUAAGUUUUUUUUUUUUUUGUGAUAUCUGUUUCACCCUUUAUUUAUCAUGAAAUCAUACUUCCUUUCAAAUAGAGUUAUAGACGAUACUUUCUUAUAGGUUCUGCGGUGGAGGAGACUAAAAUAGGCCCACAGCAUUAGGCACAUAGAAUAGUACCUCGAAAAAUGUGGGUCUCAGAAAAUUUGGCUGAAUCUCGAAAUUUUUUUUUUUUCGUCGACGGGUCUCUGAGUCUCGGAUUUGUUGUUGUUUCUCACCAUUUGGCCUUCAGGAGUUGAUUUUUUUAAGGUUCAUGGGUACAGCUUAUCGAACUGAGCUAGUACAAGAAUAAGACAGUAAAACAAAAAGUAGUAUAUUGGUGGGCUUUCGCUAGCUUCUAUUGGCAUUUUCAGUCAUUUUAUGAGCUUUAUUUGCACCAUUGUCUCAAAACUUCUGGCAGUUAGAAUCAUGGCUGGGAUUUGAUGAAAGAGCUUAAGUCUUGGUCUCAAAUUUUAGAACCUGGGGCUGACAGUCUUGCAAAGUCGCAAAUUUACCCUUUUAUACCCCUAGCAGCGUAAGCAUUUGUGGUGGCCUUCUGGUGUCUCUGCAAAGUCUGGCUGAGUGAACAUACUAAACUAUUUCCUAGUCCUUAUAGUAUGUCCUGGGGCAAUAAUGUUUACAGUGUUUACAUAGGGAAAACAGAAAUUCUGCACCGUUUCAUUUGGAAUAAACUUGAGAAAAUAUGGGCUGUCAUUUGAGGGGAUGCAGUUUUACUACUUUAGUUAUUCAUCACGAUGAUCUUGAAAGAUGCUAAGUGACUGUUUUUUCCAGGUUCUAUUAUGUAUGGUCACUGCUCUUUACUUUGGCUGUUACAAGUUUAUGGAGUCAAUGGCAAAACCAACCUAUUCUGAAUCUGGAGCUCUUAUAGAUGGAGGCAUGGACCUGAAUACAGAAUCAGGGACUGCAGAGUAUGUGCUAAAAGACUUUUAUAGGGCUUCUACAAAAUUACAUCCAGAAGAAAUUGCAUAAUCGACAAGAAAUCUCAUCAUUAAUUUACAUUAUUACAUGACUGCAGAGAGGACUGCAGAGCUCAGGGGAGGGUGGUGGGGGAUUCUCCAGAUUUCAAGUGACAGGGAUGAUCAAAUGGGGCCAAAUAUCUAAACCCAAAAAAGUCCCUAGGGCUUCCAACAAAACCCAAAAAACUCCCUGGACCUUAAAUAACCCAAAAAAAUCCCAUGCCAAUUUUCUGAGCCUUAAAAAUCUCCGGAAAGGAAAGCAAGUUUGGUUGUACGGCCGAGAUAUGCAGGCACUAUCACGAAUCUUCAGAUUGUUCUGAAUAGCCAAAAAAAUCUCUAUUUAUCAAGCCACCCCAAAAAAUACUUGCCAAAUUUUCCUACCCAAAAAAAUCCCAGAAUCAAAAAUUUCAGACCCCAAAAAAAUCUGUUGAUUAUCCCUGUUACUUGAAAUCCAGCGCACCCCCCCCCCUCCCUUCCAGUGCUGCAGAGUAUUUGGUAAAAAGAAUUUUACAGGGCUUCUGGAUAUCACAUCCACAAGAAAUUGCAUAAUCUAUAAGAAAUCUCUACAUUAGUUAUUUAGAAAUACAUCAUGCAGACAAAAUCGUAAAAUUUAAAUACCAAGAUUAAUUUAAGGUUUAGUUAUUUUGCAUUGGAAACAUUGAGGAGACCCUUACAAAUUUUUUAGUGUUGUUUAAAAUAUAACAACAAUAAGCUUCCUGUGGGAAGUAGAUGCAAAAGAAAUUGCAUAAUCUGCCAUGUAAUAGUCCGACUUUUUUCUUUUACCAAAUAUUGCGAACUGUUGAAAAUUCUGCAUUAUUUUAAUACUAAUACUUCUGCACCCUGGCACCAGAUGGAAUCCAUCUGGAAACUGAGUAAUAUAUUUUAAUUUUCAGUGGACAAAAACCUUGUACCAGAAUAAUUCAACCCAUAUCGCAUUCUUUUUUACACUUUUUAAGGGCUGUAGAUAUGAAUAGUUUUCUGCAAAAACACCAAAGACAAUUAUUUCUCAUAGGAGCAUGAGAAAAUAAAUUUCAAGUUUCACAGGAAUUGUGAAAUUUCAUGGGUAAGAUUUCAUUUUGUAAAAUUUAAAGCUUUUGAAAGUUGUUUUCUCGGGCUCCCAUAAGAAUUCUCUUUGGUGUUAUUUUAUAUAACUGAUUGUUGCGUCUAUAGCCCUUGAAGACUGUAAAAUAGAGUGCAAUGUGCUUUAACCCAUUCGCUCCUGGAGAUUUUGCCCAAAAACGCGUUUUGAAGCUAGUCGAGAGGUUUUCUGGUCACUGUUGUGCUAUAAAGAGCUGAAACUUACCACAAACCGGAUUACAGGUUGUACACUUGGCGGCCUUCUGAUCCAGAUGCAAAAUAUCAGCUUGCGAAGUUCGGGCAUGCGCAGAAAGCAAAAUUUCGACAUAGUUUUUGGGUUUAAAAGUGACACAGCAGUCUUGACUUUUACUUUUCGCUUUCUCUCCUCCCUUCUUUUUUCGCUUUUCUUGCCUCAUUUUUUUUUCCUCUUGCUGGGCAUUUAGUAGGCUUCAUUUUGGUGGGAAGAGUUUUUAGGAAAGCUUUUAGGAUCUUAGGAUUAGGUGAAAGGAAAGGUAGGUGGGUAAUGGAACAAGAUUUUCAUGGAGAUUUUCAGGUGCUUGUCACGUGGUUUUUUCCUUCUUUCUCCGGUGUCCUUGACUGAAUUGUGCUCAUUCUGGUAUGGUUUGAAAGAUCUCUUCACUCUGCACAAGUUAGCAAAGAAAGUUGUCCUUGACCGUUAAAACUGAUGACGUCACAAAGGGUAGAAAGGACCUGGAUCCGCACGGGCGGUUACGGGCGGUUCAGGGGCGAAUGGGUUAAAUUAUUCUGGUGCAAGGUUUUUGUCCACUGAAAAAUAAAAUUACUCAGUUUCCUGACGGAUUCCAUCUAUUAAUACUCUCUCUGAUAGUUUACAGAUACUCCUUAUGAGAUUACUUUGAACGGAUGCUGCACUCAUUUUAUUACACUUUAAUUCUCCAUAAGGCAGAUGCUUCUUUGAAGGGACAGUUGGGAUUUAAUAUUAUUGCUAACUGAAUUUUAAUGGAAGAGUUAGAAUCAGUAAUAUUGACCUCCACAAAGAGUGGUGCAAUCGUUUGCAUCACUCUAAAACCAGUUAACUAAAAUGCAUGGAAAAGUUUUGUAGUAAACUAAGCUACAUUAAUUUGUCCUUGAUGGAGAGUUUCUUGAAAUUGUUUGCAGACAUGUUAAGGACCUAAUAAUUCUAACAGCAAUAACUCAAGGACUUGCAAUAUUCACAGACUAUAUGUGGCUUAUUAUGCUUCUGGUAAGUAAGUCUUUUUGGUACCUCUGAGCAGGUUCUUAUAAUAGGGUCCUAAAGUGUGACGUCAUAAAAAUUAAAUUUGUGAAAUUAUGGGAUUUUUCAUGGUAUUACGAAGGAUUAACUUCCAAAAGGCCUACUUGCCAAAAAUUAGCAUUCCAGGGCAAAUUGUCUUUGAGAUAUUAGCCCAGUUAAGCUCUGAUGACUCCAUACAAAUCCCUCUACAUUUGACUCAGUUCAUAACAUUAACAACCGAGUCAAAUUUAGAAGGAUUUGUACCGAGUCAUCAGAGCAAAACGGGACUAGUAUCUCCGAGACAAUUUGCCCCACAAUGCUAGUUUCUGGCAGGUAGGCCUUUCAGAUGUUGUUCUUUCAAAAUAUCCCAACAAAUCCCAUAAUUUCACCCCCAUUACAGGUGAAAUUUGGCAUUUUCACGUCGUAGUCGCGCAUUGACGGCAACGAAAUUUACAAAAGAGCGUAAUGCACGUGUAGAGUUGUUGUAUUGCCAAUCCAAUCCACUUGCUUUUUUCACGUUCUCGUUGGCGUCGCCGUCGCCGUCGUGGUAUCAAACUCCCUAUUAACCCAAUGAACCAAGCAGCCGUGACACGGUCCUUUUAAUUUUUAUUCUUUUAGGCACCUUGCAGAGCUAUGUACUUGUUAUGGGUCUACAUCCUGGCCCCUUGGAUAUUUGCACAACCUGAUGAAACGGUGGUGGAUCCAAAGAAACAAAAGAAAAUGGAGAGAAAAAUGAAAAGAGCUGGAAUGAUGUGAAAAAUAAAAAAGACCAACUUACUUUAUCCGCCGUCAAGGAUUUUUAUGACAAAAACAAGGCACAGUGUUCAAGGCAUAGUCCCUAGCAGAAUACAAGUAUACUCAUGGACGCUGAAAGACAGGGCUUGUAUUAAAUGGCAGAAGUUUUACCAGGUCUUGCGAGCAAAGUUGCCCCAACACUCCCACUUUACAAUAGUGUCUGGGCAGACAUUGCUGGCCCAAAAGGAAUCCGACCAUUUAGGGAAACAAGAGAUUAAGUUAUUGGUCAUCAGUUUAAUUUAUUCAAGCAUUUUUUUUUUUUAAAAUUGGCUACUUUUGAGCCUUUGAACCAUUGCCAACCAUGAGAUUUUCGUUAUUCUCCAUUUAGUUUUAACCUUUUGGCUCGCCCGGCUGUGUCAACUUCGUCAAAGCGAGACAAUCAGAGCAUGCGCCUGUGCUGUUUUAGACGAUCAGCGCAUGCGCGAGCUCUGUUGGUUCGGGCAAAGGUGUCAACUUUUGUCUCAUAUAAAUGCUCACGAAGGUUUACUCGGCUGGGAGGGUGAUCCUUCUACACGGGGCAAGUUUUCUUCAUAUAAAUGGAGCCUUAGGUUCCCGUGAGGUGGAAGGAGUAUUGCUUGUUGCGACAAGGAAGGGCUGACGAACAGUUACGACUUUUAGAUAUUUCGAGCAACAACAAUUUGCCGUCUGUCCUCUUUGAAAAGAUGUGUUGUUUCAACCACUCUUCAAAGCACCAUGGACUUUUGACAGGAAAGUAGAGUAUGGCUUUUCCUGUCUGUGUGGCUUCUUUGGCCUUGGAAUUUGAGCUGUUGUCAGCUUUUGGAACGGGCAAAGGGGACAAAGUUUUUCUUAUAUAAAUCCUCGUUAAAGUUGACUCGGCUGGGAGGAUGAACCUCUUUGCCGGAACUACUUUUAUCAAAGGACCAAGAAAAAAAAUAAAAUAUUGGUAGAACCAGG